Molecule: messenger RNA, 1105 nt
Organism: Esox lucius (northern pike)
Lineage: Eukaryota; Metazoa; Chordata; Actinopteri; Esociformes; Esocidae
Gene: ier3ip1
Product: immediate early response 3 interacting protein 1
Exons: 3
Coding region: 268-516 (82 amino acids)
Biological process (GO): endoplasmic reticulum to Golgi vesicle-mediated transport
Cellular component (GO): endoplasmic reticulum membrane; Golgi membrane; COPII-coated ER to Golgi transport vesicle
Source: RefSeq, a predicted model, not a curated record
CUGUUGGGCGCAGCAUAAAGUGGACGAAUCCUGCCAGUAUUUUGUUGUGUAGAACAAAUGAGCCGUUCGAAUAAACGAAAAAGUCGUUCAAAUGAAAAAUGAAAUCGCUCGAGUCAGUAGUUCACGAGUCUUUUUAACAAAACCUUAGUGUACUUUUUCAUAUAGGGCAAAAACUAUGGGUAUCCUCAUAGUAAAGGAAGCUACGAAUCGUUUGCAACCUGCACAUCAGUACUAGCGGCAGCUGGCUACGUCACAGAAAUUGCCAGCAUGGCGUUCACGCUCUACGCUCUGAUUCAAACCGCUAUCUUAUGUACCAAUGCUGUUGCUAUUCUGCACGAAGAAAGGUUCCUAAGCAAAAUUGGCUGGGGAGUGGACCAGGGAGUUGGAGGAUUUGGAGAUGAUCCAAACGUCAAAGCACAGAUUCUUACUCUGAUUCGCUCUAUCCGAACCGUGAUGAGAGUACCUCUGAUACUGGUCAACUCGGUGUGCAUUGUCCUUCUACUGCUGUUUGGCUGAAGGAGUCUGGAGAGGCAGAUAGAGACAACAAGGCAGCAGUCUUUUAAACUGAAAAAAUACAAAACAAUGGGUUUGAAUGUUACAACAACUGAUUGAAAUAGCUUAAGGAGUUCAUUUAACUAUGAUAAAUGUUGCAUUGUCUUGAUAACAAGCAGAUGUUUGACCAGUACAUAUUACUACUGUUAUUACCUAUUGUAAACCCCAUGAAAGGGAUUUACCACAGGGAACACUGUGGGCACUACAGACGUUUCAUAGAUUGGUUCUAAGUCAUGUUGUAAUUCAUCUGUAUGUAUGUGAAGUAUACAGCUUUAGUCCUAAUAUGACCUAAAAUAGUUCAGCUGUAAUAACUUUGUUCUGCUCUUAUAAUGGGUUAUCAUAAACGAGACAUUUGUACAUAUGUAUUUGUUUUAUAUCUGAUGCUAUUUCUUGUUAUUGACAUUUUUUUCAAGCUUGUUGUUAUUAAGUAAACUCCUCUGUGUCACCUUAAAAUAUUGUUUUGUUUAGUGCCAUGUGUGAAUGUGUUAGUACUGGAAUAUAUAGUUUGAUGAGUACUUCCACUUUUAAUUAGAUUAAAAAAACAGCAGAAGUA